AAUCUCCUAUGCUCUCACUGUGUCGAAGCAAGAGAUAAAGGCGCUGGAGUAAGGAAAUUGACAGCAAGAUCAGAAUAACUACAACAGACGUCAUCGGCUAGGUUGAAACCUGCUUGACAGUCAGAGUUUGAGAAAGAGAGAGUCUCCUGGUUGCAGCAACCAGAAGUCCUUAGCCUUUCAGGAGAACGCGGGAACUGUCUACCGCAACUGCUUGGGAGGAUUGCCAGGCCAUUCCCCCACAUAUACUCCCAACAACACCAACGAAGGUUUCCCAACCCUCCAGCUCUUCAUUCUCGCAAUAUGUCGCUUUGCCGAGCCAAUCGCAUUGACCUCCAUAUUCCCAUAUUCAUGGGUUAUGGUGAGGGACUUCGAAAUCGGCGAGAAGUCCAGCGCUUCUUUCUAUGCUGGCAUCCUCAUUUCUGCGUUUUCCCUCGCGGAGAGCCUGACGGGCGUGUUCUGGGGCAGUCUCUCAGAUAAGGUCGGUCGUAAACCAGUCUUGCUCUUUGGCUGUUUUGGAACAAUGGUUUCCCUGCUCAUUGUUGGCUUCGCAACCAACUUUUGGGUUGCCCUGCUGGGCAGGGUGGUUGGCGGCGUUUUGAACGGGAAUAUAGGAGUUAUUCAGACCAUGGUCGGCGAGUUAGUCAAGAAGCCGGAAUAUGAACCGAGGGCGUAUGCGGUCAUGCCGUUUGUUUGGUCAAUCGGGACGAUUGUUGGCCCAGCCAUUGGAGGUACCUGUUCAAAACCUGCUGAGACGUUUCCUUCUAUUUUCCCCCGUUCAGGGUUAUUUGGCAUCUUCCCGUAUCUCCUCCCUAACGUUAUCUGCUCGGUGCUACUUCUGAUCAGCAUUAUUGCUGGGUAUUUAUUCCUCCAUGAAACCCAUCCGGACAUGCAGACGCGAUAUACCCGGAUGGAAACCCAUGAAGACACCGAAUUUGGUACUGCAUUAGCCGCCGUGGCUACCGCUGGAUCACUCUCUUGCGCAAGUGCAGAUUUGAGAGCAAAGUCUUACGGCACUUUCAAUGAUGUUGACAUGCAUGAAGACGAGGAAUGGCAUGUGAGGCCUGACGGAAAACUCCUUCCUUCACCAAAGCCCUCAAAGGUCUUUACACGUCGUGUAAUAAUGCUAAUAAUCGCUUUGGGCAUAUUUACUUACCAUUCCAUGACAUACGACCAUCUUCUACCUAUCUUUCUCCAGGACGAGAAGAGCGAACCAGCCAAAUGGCCAAUAUCUGGUCUCCCUCAUGUUCCUGGUGGGUUGGGAUUAUCCACCCAGACUGUUGGCCUAAUCAUGUCUAUAAACGGAAUUAUCGCGCUGGUAAUUCAAGGUGUCGUUUUCCCGGUUUUCACGGAGUGGCUCGGUGUCUGGAACGUCUUCGUCCUUGUGACUAUUCUCCAUCCGAUUGCCUACUUUAUAGUACCAUUCCUCGCCUUACUCCCAUCCGGCAUACUCUACCCUGGGAUCUAUACUUGCCUGACGAUUCGGAAUAUCUUCUCAAUUCUCGAUUAUCCCGUCUUGCUUAUCCUCAUCAAGCAAGCUAGUCCAUCAAACUCGGUAUUGGGGAAAAUUAACGGGUUAGCCGCAUCAGCUGGUGCUGCGGCGCGGACUGUUGCUCCGCCGAUCGCUGGAUACCUUUAUACCGUGGGUUCUCGCGUUAGAUUCACCGGAGUCGCGUGGUGGGCCAGUGCUUUGGCCGCCAUUGUCGGAGCGUUGCAACUCUGGUUCAUGCACCCUAAAAAAUAUUCAUUCGUCUCCAUUACCACAGGCGCACCCGGUUAUUACCAACAUACUGAAACUCCAGCUCCCGAGAUUGUGCAUGUCAGUGUUGACCACCAGGAUGCCGUGUAAGUGAGCCUAUUUGCUCGAUACCCUUGCUGCGUGUUAGACUUUGGCUUCUACCUCCUUCACUUGCUAUUAUUUAGCUUGGCCAGUUUUGAUCUUGGUUAUUCGGGUUUGGUUUAAAAGUUUCCGACUAUUGACCCAUUCGUUUAAACGUCCUUCGUUUUCUACUUGCGGAACGGCGUUCAAGGUGGUGGUCUCAAACUGUGAGCUUUCUGCGCGAUUCGGGCGAUAUUAGCAGCAAUGUGGCGAGCAUCAUUAUAGACAGCUGAGCUGUUUAAAUUAAAAAGUGCCCAGUAGUACGGACUAUAUGUAUGUACAUCGGGAUGUUGUGUCGCAUUGU
Molecule: messenger RNA, 2180 nt
Organism: Coccidioides posadasii C735 delta SOWgp
Lineage: Eukaryota; Fungi; Ascomycota; Eurotiomycetes; Onygenales; Onygenaceae
Biological process (GO): transmembrane transport
Molecular function (GO): transmembrane transporter activity
Source: RefSeq, a predicted model, not a curated record